This is a messenger RNA of Coregonus clupeaformis (lake whitefish), 1410 nucleotides long. Its product is annotated as TATA-box-binding protein 2-like. The coding region runs from base 42 to 1073 and encodes 343 amino acids. NCBI's taxonomy places the organism in Eukaryota, Metazoa, Chordata, Actinopteri, Salmoniformes, Salmonidae. Gene Ontology annotation, biological process: DNA-templated transcription initiation. Gene Ontology annotation, molecular function: RNA polymerase II general transcription initiation factor activity; DNA binding. The record is from RefSeq and is a predicted model, not a curated record. The transcript is spliced from 7 exons.
UGUGUCUAAAAAAUCCUGUCUCUGUUCCUACAUGAUCAAUCAUGGAUGAAGAUUCAGCAUUGGAGAGUUAUUUUGAUGACCCAGUUGGAAAUGUACCAGAUGCCUCUGGCUUCCUGUUUGAAGGGGACCUGGGCUUGCAGGGCCCCCCUCAGCUCCACGACCCAUCCUUUCUCUCCUCCUUGAGCCAACCGGAGAAGGACAUCGGGGAGGAUCUGGAUCUCAGCUUCCUACCUGAUGACCUGCCAGAGGACACCUGUGGAAAUGCUGCUUCUAAUGCUAACAUGACACAAGACCACGUGUUCGAUGGCUACAGGCCUGAGGAGUCUGCUGAGACUGACCCUAACAAGCCGGCCGUGAUGGGAGCCUCUACCUUCUGUCCCAUGACGCCUAUGACCCCCAUGACUCCAGUGGCUGAGAGUUCUGGAAUAAUCCCCAUUUUACAGAAUAUUGUAUCCACAGUGAAUCUGGCCUGCCCACUGGACCUGAAAUCCAUCGCUCUUCAAGCCAGAAACGCUGAGUACAACCCCAAGCGUUUUGCUGCUGUCAUUAUGAGAAUACGGGAACCUAGGACCACAGCACUCAUCUUCAGCUCCGGAAAGAUGGUCUGCACAGGAGCCAAGAGGAUAGGAAAAAGUGGAGGGAGGUCAUUGAGCCCUUGUCCCAAAGUGGAUGAAGAAGAUGAUCCCCUCAUUCCUCAAGCCACUCCUCUUGUUUUUGCUGUCUAUUCUGACAGCGAGGAGCAGUCUCGACUGGCUGCCCGCAAGUAUGCUCGUGUGGUGCAGAAGUUGGGCUUUCCCGCCAAAUUCCUGGACUUCAAGAUCCAGAACAUGGUGGGGAGCUGUGAUGUCUGCUUCCCCAUUCGGCUGGAGGGUCUGGUGCUGACUCAUCAGCAGUUCAGCAGUUAUGAGCCAGAGCUGUUUCCUGGUUUGAUCUACCGCAUGGUGAAACCACGUAUUGUCUUACUGAUCUUUGUGUCUGGAAAAGUGGUUCUGACAGGGGCUAAAGAACGUGGAGAGAUCUAUGAAGCCUUUGAGAACAUCUACCCCAUUCUGAAGGGAUUCAGAAAGCAAUAAGUAGCGCAAUUGUAACGCUGAUGUGGGUGAAGAAAAUGAAUCUUCAUUUGUUUAAAAACAUGAAUGUGUCCUAAAUUGUUUCAUUUUGAGUGUUGGCUACACUUGUGGAAAGUGUGUAUAUCGUGCACUUAUGUACUUUUAUAAUUUUGUAAUGGUGGAUGGAUGAAUCUGUAAUGGAAUAUUGACCAUCUCAAAGAAACGAAUUAAAGGAAAGUUUGCAUAUAAUACAGCUAACCCAUUCAUAGACGCUAACCACCUUUAGCGCCUAAUGACGAUAGUAUCAAAGAUAGAACCAUGAGCCAGAUGUUUCACCAGAUGUGUAAAUCUGAAGCAUCCG